Messenger RNA from Papaver somniferum (opium poppy), 1632 nucleotides. Its product is annotated as protein FEZ-like. Lineage: Eukaryota; Viridiplantae; Streptophyta; Magnoliopsida; Ranunculales; Papaveraceae. Gene Ontology annotation, molecular function: DNA binding. The record is from RefSeq and is a predicted model, not a curated record. The transcript is spliced from 3 exons. Gene Ontology annotation, biological process: regulation of DNA-templated transcription. The coding region runs from base 356 to 1549 and encodes 397 amino acids.
UCAUUGAAAUCAGAUCUCUUUGACUUAGGUUUCUUGGUAGUUGUUCACUUAUACAGUAAGAGUUUUUUGUUUAAAUACUGUAUAAUAUGAUCACAUAAUUCCAUACACUAAUACAGCGUCUAUUACAGUAAUCCCCGAAAAGGCGGCUGAAGCUUCGGAAGAUAUCACCUUCUUGGGAACCAUAUAAUGACCUCAUAAACCAACAUUUCAUUGAACUUCAUGUUAUAGCUAGCUUUUCUUUUUGCUUUCAUCACUCACUCGCUACAGUUCAAGAGAAAGACUCAUCUUUCAUUUUGUUUCAGCUGCUAUACUUUUUCACCUCAGUUUCAGAGUUGCUUAUUAGCCAGCCAGAGAGAUGGAUGACAAGUAUGAUUCUGAUAAGUUGGAUGAUAUUAUGUUGCCUGGUUUUCGGUUUCAUCCGACUGACGAAGAACUUGUUGGGUUUUAUUUGAAGAGAAAGAUUCAACAGAGACCUCUUUCAAUUGAACUUAUAAAGCAGCUUGAUAUCUACAAAUAUGAUCCAUGGGAUCUUCCAAAAGAGCUGUCGACAACAGGAGAAAAAGAAUGGUAUUUUUACUGUCCAAGGGACAGAAAAUACAGAAACAGCGCGAGGCCUAAUCGAGUAACUGGAGCUGGUUUCUGGAAAGCCACUGGAACGGACAGACCUAUUUACUCGUCAGAAGGAACGAAGUGUAUCGGCCUUAAGAAGUCCCUUGUGUUCUAUACAGGUAGAGCAGCAAAAGGAGUCAAAACAGACUGGAUGAUGCAUGAAUUUAGACUUCCUUCUCUCACUAAUCCAGCCACUCCCAAGAGAUUUACUGACAAAACUCUACCUGUCAAUGAUUCAUGGGCUAUUUGCAGAAUCUUCAAGAAAACUAACUCCAUGGCACAAAGAGCACUUUCCCACUCAUGGGUCUCUCCAAUACCUGAACUUAAUGGGUCUCAGAUACCUAAUAAAAAUAUUAACUACACACAUUUCAGCAAAGAGAGUGUGUCAUGCAUUUCUGAAGCUGGCUCAACAAUCCAAUUUUCUUGUAAUAAUAAUUUGCAACAGUGCUCUCCUACUAGCUUCAGUCCUGUUAAUAUCCCGUCUUACAAGCACGAUAUUAACCCAACAAUGUGCAAGCAAUCUCAGCAUCCCACUUUCAAUGGAGAUCUCUCUUCAAAUUUCAUGUUCUCGUCUCUCGAUAUGGCAGGAAAUGCCAAGUAUACAGCUGAAAUUGCUUCAAUGCUUUUAAACUUCCCCCCUGCAUUACUUGGAGAUACCGAUGAUUGCCCUGACGAUAUAAACUUCAGUGGAACACAACAAGAAUAUGGCGGUUUCUCUGCUAUGCUGCCACAAGAGAUGCAGGGAAAUAUAAGUUUUGGAGAAGACGAAGAAGCUUGGUUGAGGAGAACUACGAAUACUUUGAGCGCUUCUGAUCAAUGGGGAACAGUUCGGUCAGUUGAUUUUCCUUUCUACCUACCUAUAUCAAACUUGACAUGGGACUCUCUGCCAUGUCCUAGUGACAUUUCAACAAGUUUCUCUACAAACAAGUGUUAUACUUGACCGGCACAACGGAAAUAGUAAUUUUAUCUGUUUAAUAAUUAGUUUCCAGUCAGUGUAGGCUUAAAAACAUAUUUUGUUUUAGU